AUGUUAUUAGAAGAAAUUCCUUUUGAAAUGUAUUUGGAAAUAUUUAAAUAUCUUGAUGCAAUUAAUAUAUAUUAUGGAUUUUAUGAUCUCAAUAAAAGGAUAAAUUCAGUUUUAUCUCAAAUGCGUCUUUGUUUUAAUUAUAGCGAUAAGAGUAAUGAUCGUUUUGCAUCAAUUUUGGAUACAUUUGAACGGCAACAAGUCUAUUCGUUCACUCUAUCUAGCGGUGUUAUAGCUGUUUUCUAUUCCAUGUUCACAUUAAUACAGUUCAAUAAUUUACGAACAUUAAAAUUACUUGGAAUAACUAAUGAACAUUUAGAUCGUAUUGCAUCAGAAUUACUGAGAUUGAAGCAUUUAACACAGUUACAUGUUGAAACAUUGAUUCAAACUGAUGAAUCGUAUGAUUACAAUCGAAUAUUACAGAUUUCAACGUUGAAAAUUUGUUUAUUAAAGUUAUAUUCGAAAAAUCAUUUAUAUUUUUCAAUGCCAUUAUUAUUCAAUAGUUCAAUUGAAUGUUUAACAAUUUGUCUAAACUAUUUUGAUGAUCUCUAUAUAUUUUUGCAAUGUAUGCCAAAAUUAAAACGUUUAAUAGUAAAUGUGUAUACAACUGAAGAUGCGAAAGGGAUGAACAAUAACAAUAUUUCAGAAUUAACAGUGGCAAAUUUAGUUUAUUUUAAAUUGAUGAUAAAGGAUUAUAAUGUAGAUGUUCAAAUAUAUGAACCUUUAAAAGAAUUAUUGAUGCACUUGCCAAAAUUAGCUUAUUUUGAAUUGUUAAGCUUUUGUGCUAGUUUUCGGGAUGGUCAUUGGUGGAAAAAUGUACUUUGUAAAUUAUUACAUUUAAAAACCUUUAGUUGUGGUUUCAUGGUAUGGAAGCGGAAUCAACCAAGAAAUAUUCCACUAUUUGGUGAACAAUUUGUUGAAUCAUUUCAAACACCAUUUUGGUUAAACGAACGUAAAGAAUGGGGUAUACGUUGUGAAAAAACGCCAGGAUGUAUUUAUGUUUAUACUUCAAAAAGAUGUGUUUCAAUCACACAUGUUUGA
Didymodactylos carnosus is the source of this 1038-nucleotide messenger RNA. Lineage: Eukaryota; Metazoa; Rotifera; Eurotatoria; Philodinida; Philodinidae. The record is from the annotation of a GenBank genome assembly.